Molecule: messenger RNA, 4438 nt
Organism: Gopherus flavomarginatus (Mexican gopher tortoise)
Lineage: Eukaryota; Metazoa; Chordata; Testudines; Testudinidae
Gene: DTX4
Product: deltex E3 ubiquitin ligase 4
Exons: 9
Coding region: 685-2547 (620 amino acids)
Biological process (GO): protein ubiquitination; Notch signaling pathway
Cellular component (GO): nucleoplasm
Molecular function (GO): ubiquitin protein ligase activity; zinc ion binding
Source: RefSeq, a predicted model, not a curated record
GGUGAGAGUGGGGAGGGGGCAGCGAGGGCCCUCGAGACGCUAUGCUCCUGGGAGCUCGCGCUGCGGCUCAGAUUCCCCGGCUGCAAAACCCAAGGAAGUUGUUUGGGGAGGGUGCAAUAGGCAGGAGGGAAGGAAGCAACUGAGCCGUGCAAUGGGGCUCCGCUUCCCGGCCUUGGAAAGGGGACGUCGCGCUGGGUGACGGCUUGCAUUUCCCUGUCUGCGUCCGGGAAAUCCCGGCCACCCGGAUUCCUUUAAAACAAGGAGGCAGGAGAGCAACAGGGGGGUGGAGCUGCUGCUCAUCCCGUGCAAAGGGGGGAGAAGGGGGGAGGAAAAAAACUAGAGCAUGAAAUUUCGAGAAGGGCUUGUUGCAGCGAAAAGCAGCAGCAGGAGGCGGAGGCGCUGCAACUGGUGUAACUAACCCCCCCCCCCCCCAAGAAACCCAGAGCGAGCUAAUCCCCCUCCCGGGACCCCAUUGCAGAGCAGCGCCCUGUGGCCGGGUCUUGGCGGAUGGGUGCAAUGGCUGGGCGCUGCAGGGGAGCUCCGGGGGGGCGCGCUGCAGGGAGGGGGGAGUGAGGGCGACCUGCAUAUCCCCCCCUCCAAAAAAAGCAGCCCGGAGACUCUCCCCCCACCCCGAUUUGUUGAGGUCGCGGGCCAAUGCGGCGCUGAGCCCCGGCCGGCAGAGCCAUGCUGUUGGCCUCGGCCGUGGUGGUCUGGGAAUGGCUGAACGAGCACGGCCGCUGGAGACCCUACAGCCCGGCCGUCAGCCACCACAUCGAGGCGGUGAUCCGGGCCGGACCGCGGGCGGGCAGCGUGGUGCUGGGCCAGGCGGACCGGCGGCUGGCGCCCUACUUACUGGACCUGCACUCCAUGCACCAGUUCCGCCAGGAUACCGGCACCAUCCGCCCGGUGCGGCGCAGUUACUAUGACCCCUCCUCGGCGCCCGGCAAAGGUGUGGUGUGGGAGUGGGAGAAUGAUAGCGGCUCAUGGACGCCCUACGACAUGGAGGUGGGCAUCACCAUCCAGCACGCCUACGAGAAGCAGCACCCCUGGAUUGACCUCACCUCCAUCGGGUUCUGCUACGUCAUUGACUUCAGCACCAUGGGCCAGAUCAACCGGCAGACCCAACGCAAGCGCCGCAUCCGCCGACGCCUCGACCUGGUCUACCCACUGGUCACUGGCACCCUGCCCAAGUCCCAGUCAUGGCCGGCCAGCCCUGGCGUUUCCAGCUCACCCCCCACCCCACCCUGCACCUGCCCCCAGUGCCUUCUGGUCAUGAGUGUCAAGGCAGUGGUCACGGCUGGGGCCAAUGGCAGGACUGGCGCCGCAGUCCCCCAGCAGCAGCGUAAAGCCUCCGCCCCAUUGGGCGGCCCCAAGCCUCCCAUCCCAGCACCUGGGCUCAAGCCCCCGGAUGCCAUGACCAUCACGCGCGGCUCGCUGAAGACCCUGGCCUCCCAAGUGAGCCGGAGGCAGGCGACCAGCACACCAGCCCUGAGCUCGGCCAGCUCGGCCACCAGCCCACCUUCCGCCAAUGGGAAGGCCAUGCGUGCCAACCUCAACACCCUCAACCGCACCCACCUGCAGCGCCUGGCCAUCGCCCAGUCCCGUGUGCUGAUUGCGUCGGGGGUCCCCACCGUCCCAGUGAAGAACCUCAACGGCUCGAGCCCUGUUAACCCCGCGCUGGCAGGGAUCACAGGGAUCCUCAUGAGCGCGGCGGGGCUUCCCGUCUGCCUCACCCGCCCCCCCAAGCUGGUGCUGCACCCCCCACCCGUCAGCAAGAGUGAGAUCAAAUCCAUCCCGGGCGUGGCCAACACCUGCCGCAAGACCACCAAAAAGCAGGCCCAGAAAGGUAAAACCCCAGAGGAAGUGCUGAAGAAAUACCUGCAGAAAGUGCGUCAUCCUCCGGAUGAGGACUGCACCAUCUGCAUGGAGCGCCUCUCCACCCCGUCUGGCUACAAGGGGCCCCAGCCAGCUGUCAAGCCCGACCUAGUGGGGAAGCUGUCCAAGUGUGGCCACAUCUACCACCUCCACUGCCUGGUCGCCAUGUACAACAACGGCAACAAGGAUGGGAGCUUGCAAUGUCCAACCUGCAAAACCAUAUAUGGGGUGAAGACUGGGACUCAGCCCCCCGGGAAGAUGGAAUAUCACCUCAUCCCUCACUCGCUGCCUGGGCACCCUGAGUGUAAAACCAUUCGGAUCAUCUACAACAUCCCGCCGGGGAUCCAGGGACCAGAGCACCCAAACCCCGGAAAAAGCUUCACAGCCCGCGGAUUCCCUCGACACUGCUACCUCCCGGACAGCGAGAAGGGCCGAAAGGUGCUGAAGCUGCUGCUGGUGGCCUGGGACCGCCGCCUGAUCUUCGCCAUCGGUACCUCCAGCACCACAGGCGAGUCGGACACGGUAAUCUGGAAUGAGAUCCACCACAAGACAGAGUUUGGCUCUAACCUCACGGGCCACGGCUACCCCGACGCCAACUACCUGGACAAUGUGCUGGCUGAGCUGGCAGUGCAGGGCAUCACGGAGGAGAGCACGGCCCAGGAGAAGGACUGAGAACGGGGGAGGGGAGGAGAUGGCAUUCCUUUGUGGCGGGAGCAGCACUUUGCCAUGUGGCAGCGCCCCACACUCACCUCCUCCUCCCUGCCCUGGUGGCUGCACCCUCUCCCACCUCCUCCUCCCGCUGCUGUGACGCUCAGAGGGCACCAGUCGCACCAUUGAGACGUGUGGCUUGGGGUUGGAGCAGAGGAGGAGGCCCAUGGUGCCUCGUCAAUGGGCAUAUCUGUGGGGCUGGUCUCCCAACAUGGGCGCCGCCCCUCAUCCAAGGUUACGUUAAUCUUGUUGCACUUGGCUGGGAAGGGAGGGGGAAUUGAACCGCUAAACCCUGUGAAAAUGAACUGUCUCUUAGGGCACUACCCAGCGGGAAGUGCUCCCAUCCCAUAAGGCAGCUCCGGCACCGCAUGGGCGCCGCUGCAAAGGCCUGUGGGAAUGCCAAGGAUUCAAACCAGUUAGGAGACUGGUUGUGUGUUGUCAUGUCACUGCUGCUUUCAUGUUGUGGGCUCGAUGUGAGUUGGAAAUGUGCUGUUUGCAGGUCUGAUACCCCCCUCCCAAGCCACCUCACCCUCCCAAGCCUGCCUCCCCGAUCCCACCCCACAUCGGGUCAGAACCAGGCCUGCUGCCUGCUCGGAAAUGAGGUGGAAAUCCCAUCUCCUUGAUAUGUUCCAAACUGGGUCAGGACCAGAAAUAGCUGGGUACAAGUCUCCUGGUGCCGAUCCAUAGUGAGCUGGAGCAGAACCAGUUCCUUAAUGAUUCAUUCUGGCCGCUGUGUGAACGGUACUAGAGCAGCGGACAGGAAUCUGAUAGUUGGAUGGAUCAGAACCAGGCCUGGUCUUCUCCGGGUCCCUUUUCCCCUCCCACUCUCCCUAAUCCUUUCUCACCUGGGUCAGCUUUGUCCAGUGGGGUGUGGGAGAGAGAAAUCCCUCCUGUACUGGCUCAGAACCAAGUCUGGUUCUCCCUGUCUCAGUGAGUCUAGUUUACUCCAGCCCGUCCAGAACUGUGUGAGCUGAUCUUCUUGUACCUAUGAAGGAACCGUGCCCCAGGGAUGGCUCUGUCUGGUCAGACCUGGUGGAUGUGAAUUGAGAUAUGAGGGGAAGGGAGGUCUGAUUCUCCCCUCCCCGUCCCCCCUACCUCCCAUAAGAUGGGUUCUUUGAACUGUUUGUAUGGGGGAGUCCCCCGGAUACUGAUCUGAAUUUAUAUACCUCAUGUUUUGGGGGCUUGUCGUAUAUAUGUACAUAUAUCUAUCAUGUCACGCUUGAAGAUGACGUUGGCGCUAGGACGCUUAAAGGAAACGGUACUUAAGUUAGACCUGAGGCCAAGUCUGCUGGCAGUGGCCGUUCACCACGGCAUGGGGGUGAGGCAAGCUAGGCGGCCAUCUUGAAACAGAGGCGCCCAGUCAGGCUUGGCCACAUUUCAAAAUGGCCACUGCACGCCCCUCAGGAAGGUGGGAAAAGGGCACAAAUACACACACUCCCAUUAGUGUGACUCUGCGCAAUGGGGGCAGUUCUGAGUCCUCCCAUGCCAAGAUCCAUAGUCUCCUCUUGCUGGCAGUAAUGGGAGGCCUUGGAAACACACCUGGCCUGGGGUUAGCCCCCAUGUUGGGGAAACAGGAGCCCAGCAAAAUCUAUAGGGCAUCCAUAACCCUGAUUGGCCUCUGUGGUGCUGCCACCCUAGUGGCCUCUUUGCAGCUAGUGAGGGAGGUGGGUCCCAUGGGCUAUGCCCCAGGUCCCAUCCCUGUUGUGAGCUGGGGAAGGGGUGGGUGAGAUGGCUCCCUGCUGGGAUCCUGACCCUCUCCUGUCUGGUUGCUUAGGUCUUUGGCUCCUUGGGCUUUCCUGGCUUGAGGAUUUUUCCCUUGCAGCCCUUGUGAAGUCCCUGUGGGCAAGAUGCAGAG